Arachis stenosperma is the source of this 2499-nucleotide messenger RNA. RefSeq lists its product as uncharacterized. The coding region runs from base 1 to 2499 and encodes 832 amino acids. The record is from RefSeq and is a predicted model, not a curated record. Gene Ontology annotation, molecular function: zinc ion binding; nucleic acid binding. The transcript is spliced from 5 exons. Lineage: Eukaryota; Viridiplantae; Streptophyta; Magnoliopsida; Fabales; Fabaceae.
AUGGAUGAUAGAGUUGUGUUGAAGAUUUAUUGUUAUGGGCAGAUUUUGUUGCAAACAUACGAAGGAGUUCAAUUUGUGUGUGAAAAUCCAGUAGAUGUUGUUAUUCCGUUCACGUUGUCGUUUGAGGAAUUGAAAGGUGUGAUUUGUGAGAAGAUAGAUUCUCAAAGAUCUAGAAGAGUAUCCUAUAUUUUGUACAGAUAUCCUUUAUCUGUGUUUGGUGGGUUCGUUCAAUUUCAGACCAAGUACGUGACGGAUGAAGCGAGUAUGCAUGAAAUGUUUUCAAUGUAUAUGGAAAAUCGCCACCGAAUGUCUUAUAUCGAGUUGUAUGUUGAGUUUGAGCAAUCUGAAGCGGACUGUAACAUUGUGUUGGAAGAUUAUAAUAGUGAAAGCGAGGAUGAAUUUGAAAGUAACUAUGAGAUUGUUGGUCCAGGUGAACACGAAGAUGAAGCUGGCGGCGACAUGAAUGCAGAUGUGGCGGCAGUUGUAGAUGCACUAGCAAACCCGCAUCCGUUUCAGGAGCCUUCUUUCAUGCGGUCGUUGGAUUUGGAGGCUAUGCACGCACCGGAGUUUCCGCAAUAUAUGAAUCCAGUGGGGAUGGAAUUCAGUUCAAGGGAGGCAGUAAUCAAGGCAAUGAAAGAUUAUACCAUCCGGAGAGGUGUAGAUUAUCGGGUAUAUGAGUCGGAACCGACGACAUUCUAUGCCAAAUGUACAGAAUAUGGUAAUGGUUGUGACUGGUUGAUCAGGGUUACCAAAAUGCAGAAGAAGUACUGUUGGGAGAUAAGGAAGCUGGAUUCGAAGACAGUUGUAGAAGCAAUUAAGCCAUUGGUAGAGGCUGACCCGUCUAUGAAGGUAAAGUCAAUAAUUGCUGAAGUCCAGUCAAAGUUUAACUACACCAUCAGUUAUCGCAAGGCUUGGUUAGCAAAGCAACAGGCGGUGGAAUCAAUUUUCGGAGGUUGGGAGGCAUCGUAUGAAGCUUUGCCCAUAUGGUUUGAGGCGAUGUGUCACAAGGAGCCAUCAGCAGUGGUUCACUUCGAAACAAUGCCUGCUUACCAGGGGGAUGAUUUGGUUCCUGAUAUACGUGUACUGCAUAGAGUCUUCUGGAGUUAUUACCCUUGUAUAAGGGCCUUCAGACACUGCAAGCCAGUGGUCCAGGUGGACGGGACUCAUUUGUAUGGAAAAUACAAGGGUUGUUUAUUGGUUGCAGUCUCACAAGAUGGUAAUAACAACAUCGUGCCUAUUGCAUUCGCAAUAGUGGAGGGAGAGACUUCUGACGCAUGGUACUUUUUCCUGAGUAACUUGCGUCAACAUGUGGUGACACGUGAUGGUGUGGGACUCAUCUCUGAUCGACACGAUUCUAUUAGGUUAGCUAUUGAGAGAAGUAACGGGGCUUGGUCUCCUCCUAGAGCGUUCCAUAUGUUUUGUAUCCGACAUAUUGAAUCCAACUUCUUGAGGAAGUUCAAGGCACCUUACUUGCACAGUCUCACAAGAUGUGGUGACGUGAUGGGUGUGGGACUCAUCUCUGAUCGACACGAUUCUAUUAGGUUAGCUAUUGAGAGAAGUAACGGGGCUUGGUCUCCUCCUAGAGCGUUCCAUAUGUUUUGUAUCCGACAUAUUGAAUCCAACUUCUUGAGGAAGUUCAAGGCACCUUACUUGCAGAAGCUAAUAGUCAAUAUUGGAUACUCGAGGACCAUCAGGGAGUACCAGAUGCGCUAUGAACGAUUAAAGGAACGGGGUGAGGCUUACACCAACUGGCUUGAUCGGAUCCCACGUGAGCAGUAUGCUUUGGCAUUUGAUGGUGGAUACCGAUGGGGUCAUAUGACCACCAAUCUUGUGGAGUGCAUCAACUCCGUCUUAAAGGGUGCACGCAAUCUCCCGGUGACUGCGCUUGUUAAGGCUACAUUUUAUAGACUGAAUGAGUUGUUCACUAGAAAAAGAGCUGAAGCUGAAGCCCGAAUAAAUGUUGGACUUGUGUUCUCUGAGUUGGUGACCACCAAGGUGCAUGCAAAUCAACGGGCAUCGGGUAACAUACAGGUUAGUUGUUUUGAUAGAGAAAAUGAAGUAUUUGAGGUACGGGAGAUGCCAAGUGGGGUUGAGUAUGCAGUUGACCUACGCCAGCGUCGUUGCGACUGUGGUGAAUUUCAGGUUGACCGAAUUCCGUGUCGACAUGUGUUUGCUUGUUGUGCAAAUCAGCGGUUGGACUGGCAAGUGUACGUUCAUGAUGUAUACAAGAUGGACCAAGUUCGAAGAGUAUACAGGGCUAGGUUUAGACCACUGGGAAAUCCUGCAACCUGGCCUGCUUAUCAUGGACCUCGAUUUGUUGGAAACCCGUUCCUCAGACGUGUGGCCAAAGGUCGUCCGAAGAUGACCCGCUUCUUGAAUGAGAUGGACACUCGUAUGUUGCGUCGCCCUAGGCGAUGCAAGCAAUGCGGUGCCGAUGGCCAUAGUCGUAGUAAAUGUCGCCAAAGUGCCGGACCAAGUGCAGGUCCAGUCGAAGAGUAG